Varroa destructor (honeybee mite) is the source of this 2139-nucleotide messenger RNA. RefSeq lists its product as uncharacterized. NCBI's taxonomy places the organism in Eukaryota, Metazoa, Arthropoda, Arachnida, Mesostigmata, Varroidae. The record is from RefSeq and is a predicted model, not a curated record.
CAUUUGAAAGAACAAAGUGUUUGGUAGUGCUAAGGUAUACUAAUGUUUGGCUACGUAAUAGAAUCCACUCAACAACCAUCGAGGCUUACGCUACGGGUUUAGAUCCGAUAGAUCCGACGAAGGGCACUGCAAUGUUCUAACAGCAAUAAAUUCAGCGAUCUUAUGUUCUUCUAGGCAAAAUUCACGUUAGUUUUUUUUUGGGUUCGAUGGAAAUUAAUACCGCGAAAGCUGCACUUGUACGCGGAGUGCUGUUGAAAAAAUUGGCUUUUCCCAACGUAACAUGCUCGUACUCGACUUCAGGCGAAGCGAACUAUCAGGAAGUGUUUGGUGACCUCAGCCUCGUGCUGUUAUAUCAUCCCCUGACGGCUGACUGCGUCUAUCCAUCGAGUCAGGACGGGCCUGGCCGAAGGCUUCGAAUCGAAAUUCAACCUCAAGAUUUACCAGAUUCUAAUCUGGACGUAAGCAGCUCUUCUGCUUCGGAUGCUGGCCUUUUAGGCAUACCUUUGGGUCGUCUUGUUGGUCUGACAUCUGUGACUCCUCAACAUACGCUAAGGAUUGCCCAUAGUCAAUGUAUUUACGAUGAUUAUCGCGUAAAGUUUUUUUACAUCAGAUUACCUACAGAAAGUGAUCUGGAAGAGUUCCGAAUAGCUUUGGAAGAGAUGGUAAAGCUACGCGAUUGCCAGGAAGAGCGGUUAGAACCGCAGUUUCAAAAUAUUAUCGAAGAAUCCCGAAGAGAAACUCGUAAGCAGUUAAGAACUACCAAAGCUCUCUGGGGCGUCGCUAUGUUCUGUCGUCAGCGAGAGUCUCGCCGUCGAUCGCGCAUCGACCAAACGGUUGAUGCCAGCGAUCCCCUAAUGCUUCCACCGCCCUUCCAAGACGACGAAACUGAAGUGAAAUCCGAAGAGAAACUAUUACUAGCCGCUUCGCUCUUCCGCUUUCAAGUAAGUCAACAUGCCCAUUCGUAUCAUAGCUGCAGUGCAACAAGCACUUCCGGCGACUAUGAUUCGCCUGAACAAGUGCUCGGGCCAACCGCAACUCUAAUGGUAGAUAGCGCCAACCUGCAAACAGACUAUUCAGGUGCUACCGCUGACUCUGUAGGCGGCGCCUCAAGUGCCUCGUUGAUCCCUGUACCCGUAGUUGCUACGCCAAUAGCGGUUCCCAUACCGCCACCUCCUAUUGCAAAGGCCACAACGAAUUUGUCAGUCGAACUUGGCCCCACUGAGCUUUCGGGGGAUAAUCCAGAGGCCCAAAGGCAACUCGAACAGCGAACAGCCCCUACGCCAACAUUUCCUCCUUCUGCGGGCGCAGGUAUCAGUUUUUCGAGUUCGAAGACCCCAAGCGCUGUCUCACAGAAGACUCGGGCGCAGCCAUCUUCGUCAGCAACCUUGACCGAGGAACAAGGCUCGCGGCCGUCUCUCUCGCGUCCUCGUGGACACUGGAAGAAGAUCGCUGCUAAUGUCAGUGUUCGGGUAUUUCCGUUUGCGGGUCGGGCGAUGAUCACUGUUAUCAAUGACAGCCUUGGACAUUACAUCUAUGCGACCUGGGUGCAUUCUCGCAUGACCUGUACGCAAUUAAACAAUUCGGGAUAUCCAGAUUUGUUCUUUCCUGCUCCCAUAAGAUCAUCCUACAAAAGCGAAUCCUGUGACGAAGCGGGAGAGUGGGCUCUGAUUGGAUUGAGAUUUACCACGGCAAAAGAUGCACAACUGUUCAUCGAUCAUAUAAAUAGACAUCGUUCGCGGCUGCUUCUACGAGAGACCGUAUACAAGAUGGAGCUACCUUCUACGCCAAGAUAACUGCAGAUUUACAAAGAUUUUAUCUUCGGACUGUUCAAGCGUUAGAAGGCUAUUUGACCCUCGACAUCAAGCUGUCGUGUGAAUUUGCAUACAGAGCGUAAGCCGGCCAAUGAAGCCACGGCCACGGCAAGAUCGGUGCUAGUUUCAGAUUUUUUACGGCAACGAUUGCUAAUACGGCAUAUUCGUGUUUUCUAUGCUCAGCCCACCUUCGAGUAUUGAUUUUUCUUCAUGUUUUUUUGUAAGUGAUAUUAUAUCACAAAGCGGGCAAUCGAUGUGGCGUUUGUCAGCAAUAGCAUGGGCAUGUGCCUGUAGUCUAGGAUUAGACGGGACCUGUAGGUUGUUUGGA